Boeremia exigua is the source of this 2469-nucleotide messenger RNA. Its product is annotated as LAlv9 family protein. Lineage: Eukaryota; Fungi; Ascomycota; Dothideomycetes; Pleosporales; Didymellaceae. The record is from RefSeq and is a predicted model, not a curated record. The transcript is spliced from 7 exons. The coding region runs from base 285 to 2279 and encodes 664 amino acids. Gene Ontology annotation, cellular component: cytoplasm.
GAUGCUUAACUCUAUUUUUUUUACUCAUCGUAUAAGCCUCCGCUUACGGCUACAAUUCGCAAUGCAUGCUGUCGUAUUCCAGACCACCGGUGGCGAUGAGGCAUCAUCUACGGCCCGUCACGCCUCAUAGAGCCGAGGCGCCUGAAAGCAGCCUAGUUCCAUAAGGCUGAUGAUCCAUCGUCACCGCCAACAUCGCAGCGUCCCGCACUUUUGGAGGACGCGAGCCUGGCGCAUGGUUUCGACUCGAACUUGCCCAGCUCUCGGAUUUUUCGAAUGACUGCGAUAUGGCGAACCUGGCUCCCUCGACUGCGCUCGCCCCGCAUGUCUGUAUUAUCGACUUCCAUCACGCGAGGGGCCCUGAGGUGGAAGCUUGGAUCGGCCUCGAGGAUGGCGAGGACCCAGCAGUAGAGCAUGACUGGCCGCUGCUGCCGUUCAUGGCACUGAGCGACGGUGCGCAUGCCUCUACAGAGGACUACUCAUACUUCACGCUCCGGCGCUCGGCCACGCCUUCUCAUGUUGCAACGAGUCUUUUCGGUAUAUCGUGUACACGACAGCUUCCAGCGAGCGAACUGAUCGAUCGACCCGCCGACGUCACAAGGAGCACAGUACAGAAGGCAGUGGUCGUCGUGACAGACAGCCCGCAGCACUUCGGCGCAAUCAAGGCACAACUAGGUGUGGUCACGGCAGCGUGGUUUGCGCAAAAAGAUUUUACGGAUAUUGAGAUACUGCAGAGAUUCCACGAAAGCCUGCCGCGGUUACUGGAAAAUCAAGAAGGUCAGGUCGAACAUUACUUCGGCAUAUCGCUCCGCGAGCUCAUACAUGAGUUCAAGUGGCAGACUCUUGUUCUUUUCAAGUGCGCUCUGCUUCAACGCAAGGUCCUUUUCUUUGGCUCGAAUUGCGAACGGCUAUGCAUGAUGCAAUUUGCUCUUAUUUCUUUGAUACCCGGCCUUAUGCGCCACCUGCAGGACGCUGCGGACCCUACAUUCAACUCGGCUGAAGAGAAAAUCGUCAUGCCUACAAGCCUCAAAACAUCUGAACGUUCGUCUUUACUUGCAUACAUGGGUCUCCCUCUCCAGUUGUUCGGAAAAGGCUCGCUCUUCGGUCCCUACACACCGUUACAACAGCUGGACAUGCUCGCCGACGCCAAUACGAAAUCAUAUAUCGUCGGAUCAACAAACUCGUUGCUGUUGCAGCAGAAAGACCGUUAUAGUGACGUACUCAUCAACCUCGACGAUCACACUGUAAACAAUACUUCGACUUCGCUACGCCAGGCGUCGGUUCUCUCAACUCCAGACCGACGAUGGAUAGACUUCUUGACGCAAACGGUAAACGAUACUUGGGAUGAAGCGGACCCUGCGCGGCCAAAGGAUCAUGGAUACACUGGAAGUGAAGAGUUCAUCCGAAUGCAAUUCGAAGAGUACCUCCUUGCCAUGCUGAGCUCCGUCAAGUACAAGCUUUACAUGGAGAAGAAUCCAAGUCAUGAGCCCCUGUUACCAGAGGUUCACGGUGAUCCAGCAAGCGAGUUUUCAAACGACUGGGUACACGCCUGGAUGCAAACCGAGAACUUUCGAAUAUGGAACAAGUUCACUGAUUCGCACCUAUUCGAUAUCAUUGAUCCCAAACACCCUUGCUCCGGAGGGCUAUCCGUCGAAGAUGUCCAACGGAGGCUGGCAGCGCAAGUAGCAGAGCUACAUCUUGACGAACGACUAGAGAAAUCACGAGAGGUCAUUGGCGAAAGGGUCGCUGCUGGUCAAGCCAAGGUCUCGACAGCAUACAACAAGCUGUGGGCGGACAUAGAGACCAUGCGCAAAGCCCAGAGAGAACGGCAGGAGGAGCAAAGAGAAGCAGCUGAAAAAUUGCGGCUUGAGCAAGAGAAAGAGGGUAUAGUACCAGAUCAAGCCACUACAUGGAAGUCACAAGCACCAGAUCUCAGCAACGCACGCGCUAGUGCUGGCGCAUAUUUUUCUUCCUGGGGCUCUUGGGCCAGCGAAAAGCGCAAAGGCUGGGGUGCGCGCAGUGCAUCCGCGAACCAGACACCCGCUUCUUCACCACCGCCUAGCGCAGGCCCACUGCCCGGCGAUCUGAAGAGAGCCGAACAGUUCAAGCGGGACAAGGGAGCGAGUUUGGAUGGAUCGACCUUGCACAGCUCCAGUGGAGUGACAGCGCACAAGAGGAUCGCGAGUUAUGAUGAGACUACGGAUGGCGAGAAGAGGAAUAGCGGCACUGUGUUCUUUGACGCGGAGAUCGCUGAGCAAGAGAGAAAUGCUUGGAGGACCUGAGAUAGGCCGUAUCAUAGUCCGGACGCAUGAUCUUUUGACUGAUAAGAGCAUUGUAUGAAGCUCGGCUGAGUGGCGUUCCGUGCGUUUCUCGACUUUGCUGGCUUGAGGGAACAAAUCACAUCGCAUAACUGCCAUCGGGAGGUCUGCUUAUUGUAGUAUCAGAAACAUAUCGGGCAGUGGAUACAUAUAG